AUGGGUGGGGGAGUGAUUAAAGGGACAGAAGAGGACCUUAGUGAAGAAAUAAGGUGUUUCAUUCAAACAGAUGGGAAGGAAGGAGAGCUGGCCGUUAUUGGAGCUGGAAUUGGUGGCACCUCAGCAGCCUAUUAUCUGCGGCAGAAAUUUGGGAAAGAUGUGAAGAUUGACCUGUUUGAAAGAGGAGAGGUGGGGGGCCGCCUGGCCACCAUUACUUUACAGGGGCAAGAAUAUGAAGCAGGAGGUUCUGUCAUCCAUCCUCUAAAUCUGCACAUGAAGCGUUUUGUCAAGGACCUGGGUCUCUCUACUAUUCAGAGUUCUGGUGGCCUCAUAGGGGUCUCUAACGGAGACACUCUGGUGUUUGAGGAGAGCAGCUGGUUUAUAAUUAACAUAAUUAAGCUAAUUUGGCAGUAUGGAUUUCAGCCCCUUCGAAUGCACAUGUGGGUAGAGGAUGUAUUAGACAAGUUUAUGAGGAUCUACCGCUACCAGUCUCAUGACUAUGCCUUCAGUAGUGUAGAAAACUUACUACAUUCUCUAGGAGGGGACGACUUCCUUGGGAUGCUUAACCGGACAUUUCUUGAAACCUUACAGAAAGCAGGUUUUUCUAAGAAAUUCCUUGAUGAAAUGAUUGCUCCUGUCAACAGGCUCAAUUACGGCCAAAGCAUGGACGUCAAUGGCUUUGUAGGGGCAGUGUCACUAGCUGGUGCUGAUUCUGGCCUUUGGGCGGUAGAAGGUGGCAAUAAACUUGUUUGUUCAAAGCUCCUUCAGGCUUCCAAAAGCAACCUUAUAUCUGGCUCAGUAAUGUACAUAGAGGAGAAAACAAGAACCAAGCAGACAGGACACCCCACAAAGAUGUAUGAAGUGGUCUACCAAACUGGAUCUGAGACCCGUUCAGGCUUUUAUGACAUCGUCUUGGUGGCCACUCCACUGAAUCGAAAAAUGUCCAAUAUAACUUUUCUCAACUUUGAUCCUCCAAUUGAAGAAUUCCAUCAAUACUACAAACAAAUAGUGGCAACUUUUAUUAAGGGGAAGUUGAAUUCAACUUCUUUUAGCUCCAGAGCCUUAGAUGAAUUUGGUCUCAGUACAAUCUUAACCACUGAUAAUUCACAUUUGUUUAUUAAUAGCAUUGGGAUUGUGUCCCCUGUAAAAGAAAAUAAUAAUCCUCAACCAUCUACAGAUGGAGCUUUUGUUUGGAAGACCUUUUCCCCGGAAACUCUUACUAACGAGCAACUUUUAAAGCUCUUUUUGUCCUAUGAAUAUGCUGUGAAGCAGCAGUGGCAUGCAUAUCCUUACUAUAAGCCUCCAGAUAAAUGCCCCCCCAUCAUACUCCAUGAUCGACUUUAUUACCUCAAUGGCAUAGAGUGUGCAGCGAGUGCCAUGGAAAUGAGUGCCAUUGCAGCCCACAAUGCCGCUCUCCUUGCCUAUCAUCGCUGGAACGGGCACACAGAUAUGAUUGACCAAGAGGAUUUGUAUGAGAAACUGAAAACUGAACUAUGAGAUAACACUUUCAUUCCCCCCCCUCCUGGUUCCAAAUGGAAUAUCACUGGCAAAAAAGAACACAAUCUGAGCAGAGAUGAUUUUGAAUCAGAUAUUUUGCCAUUAUCAUUGUUUAACAAGAGUAAUCCCAGUGAGUCAUGGGAAAAUACAAAGGUCUAAGUGUGAAGGUGUAACUAUUGUAUUUAUGCCAUCUCCAAAAUGUGUGUGUAAUUUUCAGAGUACAUUUAUUAAAGCUGGCGACUGUGAAACAAA
Myotis brandtii (Brandt's bat) is the source of this 1749-nucleotide messenger RNA. It is a transcript of the gene PCYOX1, whose product is annotated as prenylcysteine oxidase 1. Lineage: Eukaryota; Metazoa; Chordata; Mammalia; Chiroptera; Vespertilionidae. Gene Ontology annotation, biological process: prenylcysteine catabolic process; prenylated protein catabolic process. The transcript is spliced from 7 exons. The record is from RefSeq and is a predicted model, not a curated record. The coding region runs from base 1 to 1497 and encodes 498 amino acids. Gene Ontology annotation, molecular function: prenylcysteine oxidase activity.